Anthostomella pinea is the source of this 624-nucleotide messenger RNA. NCBI's taxonomy places the organism in Eukaryota, Fungi, Ascomycota, Sordariomycetes, Xylariales, Xylariaceae. The record is from the annotation of a GenBank genome assembly.
AUGCCCCGACUCAGCGAGGGCGCUCAGCCUGAGAACCAACUCACCACGUUCACCCGAUUCGGAAGCCUUCCGCUUGAGCUCCGCCUAAUAAUCUGGAAGAUGGCAGCGGCGGUCCCUCGUAUCAUCGAACUGGAUCUCGACACCAACAACUUGAAGCGACGCGGACACCACAUGUUCAAUGGCCGGAAGAGAGAGCAGGUGCAGCCGCUUCUCUGCGUCAACCGCGAGAGCCGCGCUGUUUCCUUGGAGGAUGACUAUAUAUACUUUACUCACUACGGAUACCGUGGUGUUGUGCGACAUUUUGCCAUUACCGAGAGAGACAUCUUGUUCGUCAACGGCACCGAGUCGCAGACCUGGCAACUCAGACUCUCGGGAGAAACGAGGCUGAUCCGUCAGCUGAUGAUACCGCAACAUAUUGAAAAAUUAGGUUGCAUGAAAGACUGGAGCAGCGCAUUCGGUUUCCUGGUUUGGGACGCCACGAGAAUUUUCAAAAACCGGGAUAACCUCGAGAAAUUGUACUGCCUCAUGCUCGACGGGGACCAGGAACCUCCUCACGUCCAGAUCGACGACCUGCAGCCUUUCACAGCCGAGCGUUUCCCUCAAUACGCAGAAGCUUUCAAGUAG